Messenger RNA from Exserohilum turcica Et28A, 912 nucleotides. RefSeq lists its product as uncharacterized. The transcript is spliced from 2 exons. Bases 1 to 912 code for a protein of 303 amino acids. NCBI's taxonomy places the organism in Eukaryota, Fungi, Ascomycota, Dothideomycetes, Pleosporales, Pleosporaceae. The record is from RefSeq and is a predicted model, not a curated record.
AUGAGGUGGGGUAUUGUGUAUCUGCUGUUGCAGCUUGCAGUGCUGUCCACAGCCCAAUGGGAUAACAAUUCAUCAGCCCCGAUCGAGCUUGCACCUGCGCCAUGGACGUUGAAGGGGACCGUCUAUUCUAUCACCUUUGUUCCCCUUUCAACCGAUCUGCCAACGAAGGCAUUCCCGCCACUUGAACGGCGGUAUAAUUCAGCGAUAGAGGGAGAGUACAUUGGCAUACUUGGUCAGAUACAGAUUAUCCGAUACACGGAUAGUCCUGUUGGUCCAUAUGACGAGCUCCUGAUCGUUCCGGGGUUCUUCAAAUAUAACUACACGGACCCGAAUGGAAAGACAGAGGAGAGGAAGAAUGUCAGAGUUAGUAGGAUCUACGUCAGCCAAAAGUAUACGUGUUGGAACGGGAGAACAAAUUGGAAUAUUCCCAAGCACUUAGCUAGAUUUGACUGGGUUGAAGGAAAAAACGGCGAAACAUCAGUCAAAAUCUACCCACACGAUACCACUGGUGACCCCUUCGAAUCCAAACCAGCGGAAAAGCCAUGGUUUCAAGCCACUUUCAAGCCAACCCUCCCAGUUGGUUUGCCAUUCAGCACUGACUUGUACAAGCUCGUGGGCGUUGAUACGCUACUAGCCCAGCCACCUUUGCCCAUUGGCAACAACACCUACGGAGAACUUCCGGGGACAGACUAUUGGGCGGCCACAGUACCGAACCAGGUAACUAAGCGCGCUUCACUCGGAACCAUGGAUAUGGAUCAAGGGGAUGGUGACGUUGAACAAGGCCAUGAUACGAAUGUGGUGGGCGAUGAGUACUUUCCAAACUUCUGGCCUAGUCUUCCACGUAUCAACCUAGCGACUAAGUUAGAGGACGCCACUAUCACUUUCAGUAAACCUCUAACUUGGAAUAAUUAG